AGAGGCUUCCCCUCCUCCCCCCCUUUCACCUUCACCUCUUUUCCCCUUCCUUCUCCUGCGUCUCCAACCUUUCCAUGGACGGCGACUGACAUCUUUACCGGGAGGAAUACUACACCUCUCCGCCGCUGUGGAGGGGGGAGGUCUCCAGAGGCAGACAGGUGGAUUUAUCCGUGUGCUGGUGUCUUGGUUUUGUUGCUGGGGGGGUGGGGUGGGGGGAAGGCACUGAAUGGAGGAGAAACUAGUGGAUUAAUGUGACCAGAGGAGAGUCGUAGAUGUGACUCCCACUCCUGCCGAGGGCACCCGAAUGGAGUAACAGGCUGCAAUGUCAUCUCCACCUGGCCGCCUGGAGAGAUGUGUCACGGGAAUGGGAUCAAGUUUGAACACUUUUCCUCUGGUUUAACUGACGCAGUGAGAAAGAAUCAAUAUGCCAGUAGACGGUCAGGUCACGGCGGCUGCUGCCCGCACGGGCCCUCGCGCCACCACGCCACUAAAACUCAUGAGCAUUCAUCAUACGGACUCCGAAGAAGAAGGCGCAAAACCCCCGCGACCGCAAACCUGCAGCAGCCACGCUUUGUGACACCGAAGGGUAUGAUGGGUGUAGUGGGCUGGAUGUUACUCCUACUGUCACAAAUUGUAGUGCCUGUGGCAUCUCAGAAGCCUCCAGGGCUCAAUGUGGGUGUGAUCAUGGGCCAGACGCGCCUUGUUUCUGAUCAAGAGGUCCGGCCACCUCGGCGCCCUGAUGAUGCCCUUGAUAUCUCUGUGGUAUCACUGAGGAUCAACCAGACAGACCCAAAGUCUGUGAUUACACAGCUGUGUGAGCUUCUGUCACGUACUCGUCUCCAUGGCAUUGUGUUUGCUGAUGGCACCGAUCAGGAGGCCAUCGCCCAGAUCCUUGACUUCCUGUCUGUUCAGACACAGCUUCCAAUUCUGGGAGUCCACGGAGGCUCGUCUAUGAUAAUGGCUGACAAGGAUGAGAAGUCCACAUUCUUCCAGUUCGGUGCAGCUCUGCAGCAGGAGGCCCUGCUCAUGCUUGCCAUCAUGGAGGAGUACGAUUGGCAUGUUUUUUCUAUUGUCACCUCAAAAUUCCCUGGGUACCAGGACUUCAUCAGCACCCUGAGGGUAACUGUGGAUCACAGCUUUGUCCGCUGGGACCUACAGAGUGUUGUGACUCUAGAUGCUAUAGAUGGCGACCCAAACUCUAAAUCACACAUUGCCCUCAAGAGGAUUCAGAGUCCUGUUAUACUGCUGUAUUGCUCCAAGGAUGAGGCUCUGUAUAUACUGGAUGAAGCUCGGUCCUUGGGCCUGAUAGGAGCUGGUUACAUCUGGAUUGUGUCCAGUCUCACCACUGGCAACCCAGACUUUACCCCCGAGAUUUUUCCCCUGGGUAUGAUUUCUGUGUCCUAUGAUGACUGGGAGUACCCGCUGGAGACAAGAGUGCGGGAUGGAGUGAGCAUUGUUUCCUCUGCGGCCACCGCCAUGCUGCGAGAGAAGGGGGAGCUGCCCGAGGCCCAGAGCAGCUGCUACAGUACAGCAUCAGACAGGAGUCCAGGGAAGCUCCCACCUAGUGCCCUGCGCAGACACAUGAUGCAUGUGUGGAGUGAAGGGCGAGACUUAUCCUUCACUCCAGAUGGUUACCAGGCCAACCCCAAAUUGGUUGUCAUCGUCCUGAAUAGUGAAAGGAAGUGGGAGAAGAUGGGUCGCUGGGAAAACGGGACGUUGUCAUUGAUGUUCCCCGUGUGGCCGAGGUAUAACUCCCAUGGGGAUGAGGAUGCGGAUGAGAACCACCUCUCCAUCGUCACCCUGGAGGAGAAACCUUUUGUCAUUGUGGACAACGUGGACAUCCUCACCGGCACCUGCAUGAGAAACUCGGUGCCCUGCCGCAAACACGUCAAAGAUAACAGCACAUCAGGAGGCUCCUACAUAAAGCAGUGCUGCAAGGGCUUCUGCAUUGAUAUUCUGAAGAAGAUAGCGAGGAACGUCAAGUUCACUUACGACCUUUACCUGGUUACAAAUGGAAAACACGGCAAGAAGAUCAACAAUGUCUGGAAUGGCAUGGUUGGAGAGGUGGUGUAUAAGAAAGCGAUCAUGGCAGUCGGUUCAUUAACCAUCAACGAGGAGAGGUCAGAGGCCAUUGACUUCUCUGUGCCCUUUGUGGAGACUGGCAUCAGUGUCAUGGUGUCUCGCAGCAAUGGCACCGUCUCGCCCUCUGCCUUCCUCGAGCCCUUCAGCGCAUCAGUUUGGGUGAUGAUGUUUGUGAUGCUGCUCAUCGUCACAGCCAUCGCCGUCUUCCUCUUUGAGUUUGUCAGUCCGUUGGGCUUCAACCGCAACUUGGCCCAAGGCAAAGACCCACAUGGUCCAUCAUUCACCAUUGGUAAGGCCAUAUGGCUGCUGUGGGGUCUGGUGUUCAAUAACUCAGUACCCGUGCAGAACCCAAAGGGCACCACCAGUAAGUUCAUCGUGUCGGUGUGGGCCUUCUUUGCUGUCAUCUUCCUGGCCUCCUACACUGCCAACCUGGCUGCCUUCAUGAUCCAGGAAGAGUUUGUGGACCAAGUCACAGGGCUGUCUGACAAGAAGUUCCAAAGUCCGUACUCCUACUCCCCUCCAUUCCGCUUUGGGACGGUUCCUAACGGCAGCACCGAGCGCAACAUCAGGAAGAACUAUCCAGAUAUGCACCAGUACAUGACCAAAUACCAUCAGACCGGCGUCCAGGAUGCACUAGUCAGCCUCAAGACUGGAAAGCUGGAUGCUUUCAUUUAUGACGCUGCAGUGUUGAACUACAUGGCGGGCAGAGAUGACGGCUGUAAGCUUGUGACCAUCGGCAGUGGUUACAUCUUUGCAACUACAGGUUACGGCAUCGCCCUGCAGAAAGGAUCCUACUGGAAACGGCUGGUGGAUUUGGCCAUACUGAGCAUCAUAGGAGAUGGUGAGAUGGAGGAGCUGGAGGCCCAGUGGCUGACCGGGAUCUGCCACAACGAGAAGAAUGAGGUGAUGUCCAGCCAGUUGGACGUGGAUAACAUGGCUGGAGUCUUCUACAUGCUGGCCACAGCCAUGGGCCUGUCCAUACUUACCUUUAUAUCUGAACACCUUUUCUACUGGAGGUUGAGAUACUGCUUCACUGGUGUGUGCUCUGGAAGGCCGGGAAUGCUCUUCACUAUCAGCAGGGGUAUAUGGAGCUGUAUCCAUGGUGUCCAUAUAGAUAUGAAGAAGAAGACUCCGGAGCUGGGUUUCAGUCCUCAAGCCAACAUGCUGCAUCUGCUCAAAUCUGCCAAAUCCAUUGCUAUGUCGUCUCCCAAGCGCAACACUGUUGUCGUGCAGCCCAGCAUCCUAGAUGUGAUGACAGGGAAAGGUAACUCACUCCAUAGUCUGCCUCCGAAGGGUCCUGGUCUCUAUAGCAACGCCGCUGGUCCGCAGGGUUUCCUGUCAUUGUCCGGACGACACAAAAACCUCCUAAACAAUGCUGCGCCAUUUCCUGUUCAACAGAAAGCCCCCGCACACCCGACCAGCCCCAACAAGCCUCAGCUGUCUAUCACCAACGACAAUGGUCAGACCCGCCCGCCCGGGCCGGCACUAACUGCGUCGAAGCCUCGGGCCCUGUGGAAGAAAAGUGUGGAGACCCUAAAGACCCAGCCUACUGUCGCUUCCCCCAGCGCCGGCCCAAGCCCCACCCCAGCAUCCAGUGCUGCCCCUCCACCAAUGAAGAGCCAGCGGUACUUGCCUGAGGACCCAGCACACUCCGACAUCUCCGAGUGCUCCAGCCGGCCACAAUCGCACAAGGAUUCUGACUCCAUAGCGGCAAGGGGUGGAUUCAAGCCCAUCAAUCAGCUGAGGAAGCGGGGUGGGGGAGGAAGCGGAGGCGGAGGAUCCAAAAUAUACUCCAUUGACUCUGACCAGGGCAGUCUCCAGUCAGCUCCCGCCUACCAGCGAGACAGCCAGGGGGGAGGUGAUGACCACAGUUACCCCCCUGACCUGUUUCCACCUGACAGCACAUACUCACUCGCUCACACACACCAGGCGGACACACCAAUUUUGCAGCUGAGCGCCACCCUGCUGCAUCACAGUCACAGCGCCGAGGCUGACCUGCACUCCCUGAAGGACAAGAAAUACAGCACUUACACACACAGCAGUGUCAAAGACAAAUCUGCCGCUUCAUUUGACGCUCCAGGCGCAGGUUCAGGGACACAAGGCAUUAGACCUGGUCAGUGUCGCUCCUGCUUGACCAAGCUCACUGGUUACUCUGGCCUCUACACUGUUCGGUCGCCACAGGCUCGCUGUGAUGCCUGUGCCCACCUGGGAAACCUCUAUGACAUCAGCGAAGACCACCUUCAUUCACACUACUCCCACACACACACUCACCCACACAGUGGGGACAUGUUUACGCACUAUCUUCCCCAGAGCGAGCUUGGCAUGGUAGGCGAAGGGGACGGGCUCGUCAGUCACUUCGAGCCCUCUCCUUCCUCCCCGUCUCCUAUCCCCACCUCCUCAUCGGCUCAGCACCUCCAGCUGAGUCGGCAGCACUCCUAUGAGAACAUGCUUCCAGACAACAUUCCUGAGCGACAGGGGCAGGCACACAACCACCUGCGGGGACUGAGCAUGCCUGACAGAGAUAGGGAGAGGGAGCUGACCCUGGAUGAGGGGGCCUACGCUAACGUUCUCACAAUGCGCUCUGAUCGUCCGUACAGCAGCCGCAGCCCUCCCUCUCCAUCACCCUCCCACCACCACAGUCUAGACACCCCAAUGCCCCUCCCCCGGCGCUCAAAGAGUCUCUUCCCUGAUCGGCCCUCUCAGAACCCUUUUCUCCAGUCAGCUCCUGGCACGACGCAACGAGACUCCUCCUCCCAGCCUGUCGCACGCAUUCCACAGAGAAGUUCUGCUCAUGAGCUCUAUAAGCAACGAAUGCCGCUGUCGCUUACUCUGGGUAACCAUGGCAGCCAUCACGUCAACCAGCAUGGCAGCCAUGUUGACCAACAGGUGUUCUACCCGCAGCAGGAGCCCCCCGUGGUGGCUUACAUGGUCCCACCUGCUGCCUCUCAGCCAAUGAGCUAUGUGACAGCGCCGCGAGCCUCCAGCGCAGGUGGCAACCGGCCACGGCUCUAUCGCCGCAUGCCCAGCAUCGAGUCUGACGUCUGAGAGUCACUCACAACACACUUGCUCUCACUCACACACACGCAUGCAGGAAACAGGUGUGUGUGCGUGUGUGUGUGUGUGUGUGUGUGUGAUCAGACCAGGCAGCUCUGAUUCUAAGCACAUACACAGAAACACACAGACACACAAGCAAGUGAAAUACAGGAAGGUCUGCUCUGGGCUAAAAGGUUAAUGGUGAUGCUGAGUAAAUAAAUCAUUGUUUCUUCAUCACACCCUCUGUAAAGCAGGGCUGGGGCCACAGGAACCCCCUGGAGCCACAAAACAAGAGAGUGUGUGUGUGUGUCAGUGUGUGUGAUAGCCUCGAGCUGUGGGCAAGGAGGCACAAACUUCACAGUGCGUCUGACAAGACAGAUUGAAACCCUGGUGGAAUACGCGGGACACUGUGCACAGAGUUAAACCGCAACAGUGGGAUUUGAUGGAAAAAAAGAUGCACUCAAGUGUUUGGAAGAAGAGUGGACAUUUCCUGCCCUCUCACCAGGAACCUUUUCUUUCUUUCUAGCAUUACACACACAUAUAGGCGAUACACAUGUUUGACCCUCUCCAGGACUCUCCUGUUGCACUAUGAUUUCUACAGUCAACCUGUAUGUUGUCUGAGCCUCCAAACUGCACUGCCAGCAUGGCUUAAAGAGUUGUAAACUACACUAGAGUAAUCCUUGACUUGAACGGAAGAUACUAUCUACACGAUAGACUAGACUGGGAGGUGGGUCUUUGGUCAGAACACAGGUCUGACUGUAUCAGCUCCUGAAGAUGUACAAACACUGGAACACACACACACCAUGUCUGUUUUUUGGGGGGAAGUAACAAAAAAGAAAACGGAAAAAAAAAAAAAACCUAAUGACUGUUUGUUUUUGUUGAUGUCAGUUAAAGGUACAUUCCAAAAAGUGGACCAAACGUGGCUGCCAGUAAAACGCCUCUCAGGACGAGAGUGUGUGUUCUCGUGUUUCUAGAUCUAGAGACAGUAUAGCAUCCUUGCUUCCUCUCUUAGCUAGCCUUCAGGUCAUACUGCAUGCUUCCUACUACUGCCCUGUGUUACAGUUAAACUCCUAAACAGGGUCAUAUGUGCACACACUUGCAAGUACA
This is a messenger RNA of Solea solea (common sole), 6222 nucleotides long. RefSeq names its product glutamate receptor, ionotropic, N-methyl D-aspartate 2A, b (gene grin2ab). The record is from RefSeq and is a predicted model, not a curated record. Gene Ontology annotation, biological process: excitatory postsynaptic potential; synaptic transmission, glutamatergic; monoatomic ion transport. Gene Ontology annotation, molecular function: transmitter-gated monoatomic ion channel activity involved in regulation of postsynaptic membrane potential; NMDA glutamate receptor activity. NCBI's taxonomy places the organism in Eukaryota, Metazoa, Chordata, Actinopteri, Pleuronectiformes, Soleidae. Gene Ontology annotation, cellular component: NMDA selective glutamate receptor complex; postsynaptic density membrane; plasma membrane. The coding region runs from base 352 to 5127 and encodes 1591 amino acids. The transcript has 20 exons.